Neoarthrinium moseri is the source of this 2376-nucleotide messenger RNA. RefSeq lists its product as uncharacterized. Gene Ontology annotation, biological process: glucan catabolic process. The transcript is spliced from 4 exons. Bases 1 to 2376 code for a protein of 791 amino acids. Lineage: Eukaryota; Fungi; Ascomycota; Sordariomycetes; Amphisphaeriales; Apiosporaceae. The record is from RefSeq and is a predicted model, not a curated record. Gene Ontology annotation, molecular function: beta-glucosidase activity.
AUGAAGACGGCCAGGAGUUUCCGCAUCCUUGUUGCGCUAUCAACGGUAGCCAGCAGCUUGGGAGCGACCAAUUCUUCUGUUGGAUACAACUCAAGUGUUUCAGAAUCUCCUCCUGCGCCAAUCUUGGGAGAUGGAACCAUCGAUCUCGGCAUCGCGACGCCUGCCUUCGAGAAGGCCAAAGCUCUUGUUGCAGGAAUGACAAAUGCCCAGAAAGUCAAAGUCAUCACCGGGCAGAGUGUAACAGGCGGUAAUGGGACUUGGACCGCCUUGAGCUCAAAGGAUGGCGUUGCCGGUGUAAAUCAAAAUUUCUUUGUUUCAGGCUUUGCCUCCCCCAAUGCGGCAACUAUGACAUGGAAUCGCACUUUAUACGAGGAGCAUUCCAAAGCCAUUGGCGAGGAGUUCUAUGGGUCUGGGUUUAACCUCAUGAUGGGCCCUGUUGCUAGUCCCCUAGGCCGUGAUCCUUACGGUGGCAGAUUGCCAGAAGGAUUUUCUCCCGAACCGUACUUAUCUGGUAUCAUGAUGGGCAAGGCCACAUCUGGCAUAAAUUCCGCUGGCAUAGUGACAGUAGGUCGCCACUACCUUUUGAACGAACAGGAGACAAAUCGAAUGAACGGUGGAUACUCUGCAAAUGCCAACGACAAGACCAUUAGCGAAGUGUAUCUCUGGCCUUUUGCUGACGCCGUUUACGCCGGUCUGAUGGGAGUCAUGUGUGGUAUGAACAAGGCCAAUGGGAGCUUCGCGUGUGAAAGCGACAAGCUCCUCAACGGGUAUCUGAAAACGAACAUUGGCUUCCCGGGCCUUGUCACUCCCGAUGUGGCAUCGCAGCAUACUGCGUUGGGUUCCGCAAACGCUGGUCUCGACAAAGGUCAAACUGGUUUGUGGAAUGAGGCCACUAUUUUGAAAGGAAUUUCUAGUGGUGAGCUUUCUCAAGCGCGUCUUGACGACAUGGCGAUUCGCAACAUCAUCGGUUACUUUCAUGUUGGUCUGGACAACGGUGCGCAGCCUAAGACUGGUUCAUCUUUGUCCAACCGCAACGUUCGUGGUAACCAUGCGGCCAUCAUUAGACAGGUCGGGCAAGAGGCUAUGGUGCUACUGAAGAACGAUGUCUCUGGUGGUGGUGGAUUGCCUCUGAACAAGCCACAGACCGUGGCUCUAUUUGGUUCCCACGCCGGCCCCUGCAUGGCAGGACCAAAUCAAGGCUUCUCUGUGGCUGGAACGCCCAGUGAUAUUUACCAAGGCCAUCUAUCGACUAGUUGUGGUUCGGGCGAUGCAUCAUUGCCCUACCUUAUCACACCUUACGAAGUCAUCAAUCUCCGAGUCUCCGACGAGGGCGGGAUGGUUUGGUGGGUCAUGAACAAUACAUAUACCCCAAGCUCUUUUAGCGGUAUUCCUGGCGGCGGCGGGUUCCCUGGAGGUAACCUAGGUAACUCCUCCAUCGUGACUCGCCAAGGGCCUGGAGGAGGCGGUGGCUUCCCCGGCGGUGGUUUCAACUCAGGGACAGGUUCCACCCCGUCGAUCGAAAACUAUUCCGAGAACGCAGAGGUCUGCAUCGUUUUCAUCAACUCUUGGUCGGGCGAAGGUGCUGACCGCAAAGAGCUUUCGAACACCGACCAAGACAAGCUAGUCAAUACCGUGGCUGAGAGUUGCAACAAUACCAUUGUUGUUGGAAAUUUUGCAGGCCCUCGGGUCUUGGAUUCCUGGAUCGAAAAUAAGAAUGUCAAGGCCGUCCUCUAUUCUGGUCUUCUUGGCCAAGAAAGCGGACGAGCUAUCUCAGACGUUCUAUUUGGCGACGUUAACCCCAGUGGGAAACUUACACAUACUAUCGCAAAGAACGCGUCUGAUUAUCCGGCUCCCACCUGCCUUACUACACAGUGUAAUUACACUGAUGGCGUUUACCUCGACUACCGAUAUUUCCAAGCUCAUGACGUGGAAGUACGCUAUCCAUUCGGGCACGGUUUGAGUUACACCACAUUCACGUACGGCGAUGUGACUGCUACAAUCACCAACCAAUCUGCUGUUGCUUCUCGGUACCCGACUGGGCAUCUUACUCUUGGAGGGCAAGCUGGUUUGUUCGAUGAGGUCAUCUCGGUCCAGACUACAGUCACGAACUCGGGUACUGUGGAUGGUGCCGAAGUUGCCCAGUUAUACAUCAGCUUUCCUGAGGGGGCGGCACAGCCACCCAGUGUUUUGCGAGGCUUCGAAAAGGUCACUGUCCCCACUGGCCAGAGCGUCGACGUCACCUUCAGCGUCAGACGAAGGGAUAUCAGCCACUGGGAUAAUGUCGCUCAGAAAUGGGCUAUUGAGACGGGCGAGUACACUCUUGCCGUCGGGUCGUCUUCCGAAGACAUCAGAGGAAACACAACCUUGACAAUCUAG